ACAUGUUGUUUUCUCGUUCUUUCUAAAAUUCACCUUUAAAUAUGGAGAUUCGAGAGCAGUUUGCAUAGAAAGAGAGAGGCAAGCCCUUCUAAAGUUCAAAGAAGGUCUUACAGAUCCCGCCAACUUGCUAUCUUCAUGGGUGGGCCCUGAUUGCAGCAGAUGGAGAGGAGUCGUCUGCAACAACAGAACAGGGCAUGUCGUCAAGCUUGACCUCCGAAACCCACGUCCAUUCAACAUCAAUGACGAUUACGACAGGUUGUCUUUGGGUGGUGAGAUACUUCCUUCUUUGCUCGAGUCGAGGCAUUUGAACUACCUAGACCUGAGCAUGAACGAUUUCCAAGGGAUCGGCAUCCCAGACUGGAUAGGUUCGUUCAAGAAACUGAAAUAUCUUAACCUCUCAAGGUCAGGUUUUGGUGGAGCAAUCCCUCAUCAACUUGGUAAUUUGUCGAGCUUGCGUUUUCUUGAUCUCAAUAACGACCGCAGUGUGCAUUCAGAUUAUUUUCAUCCUGAAUUGGAUGCCAACAAUCUUCAAUGGCUCUCGCUUCUUUCUUCCUUGCGUUUCCUUGACAUGGGACAGGUGAACCUUAGUAUGGCAACUGAUUGGCUACAAGUAACCAAUACUCUUUCUUUAUUGGAAGAGUUACGGUUAGCCAAUUGCAAACUUCCCAACGUUCCUGCUUCCCUUCCACAUGUUAAUUUCACUCGUCUUUUCAUUCUCGAUCUUUCUUCAAACUCCAUCGAAUCAAAGAUGCCUGCUUGGUUGUUUAAUUUGAGCAGUCUUCUUUUUCUUGAUCUCAGUAAUAACAUGUUUAAUGGAAAUCUUCCAGAAAAUCUUGGUGAUAGGAUGCCUGAAUUGAAUUUCCUGUCUCUUUCUCAGAAUCAAAUCGAAGGUGGAAUCCCUCUCUCUGUGUGUAAAAUGAAAUAUUUAGUAGUUCUUGAUCUGUCACAAAAUCAGCUAUCAUCACGAAUCCCUAGAUGUUGGCAUGAUUCGAUGAUAAUAAUGGUAAUGAAUUUGGCAAACAAUAAUCUAUCCGGUGAAAUUCCUGGCUCAAUGGGUUCUUUACUUUUUCUCAAGUCAUUGCACUUGAGAAACAAUAACCUUUCUGGAGAAGUUCCUUCAUCUUUGAAGAAUUGCACCAGUUUGGUUUCACUUGAUCUUAGUGGCAAUCAAUUCACUGGAAACAUACCUGUUUGGAUUGGAGAAAGCCUAACUUCUUUGAGGUUUCUAAUGCUUCGGUCGAACAUGUUUUAUGGAAACAUUCCCCCACAGUUAUCACUUCUGAGUGCUCUUGACUUCUUGGAUCUCGCACAGAAUAAUCUAUCAGGAAACAUUCCCAGUAGUUUCAGCAACCUGAGUACCAUGGCUGUUGAAAACAGAAAGGUCGGACCUGUUUUGUAUGACCUUUCUGGCACUAUUGCGAAGAUAACAAAGAAAAACAGAACCUCAGUUGUGGUACCAAUGAUUUUUUUGGACAGCUAUCAAGAGGUAAUCGGCUUGGAUCUUUCAAACAACAAUCUAUCUGGUGAGAUUCCUGAAGAACUUACGGGUCUUUUUGGAUUGCGCUUCUUGAAUUUAUCGGGAAAUCAUUUGAUGGGAAUGAUACCAGGGAGUAUCAGCAGAUUACGGGUACUAAAAGUCCUGGAUCUGUCAAGAAAUCAGAUUUCCGGUGUGAUUCCUCCUAGCAUGGCUCAUUUAACUUCCCUAAGUUGGUUGAAUCUGUCAUACAACAACUUGUCGGGGUGUAUUCCACGCAACGGACAAUUUUCAUCCUUUGGUACCUCAUUAUUCAUUGGCAAUUACGAUCUCUCUUUUCCUUCACCUGCAAAUGACUGCCCCGACUGGCCCGACUACCCCGACAAUGGACAACAUCAAUAUCCAAAGGUUGGUAGCAAGGAUAGAGAAGAAGAAAGUGCCGAUGCUCGUGAAAUGAUAAUGUUUUGUACAAGCAUAGAACUGGGAUUUGUGGUUGGGUUUUGGGGAUUCUGUGGCGUUUUAAUCUUCAAGAAACAUUGGAGGAUUGCCUAUUAUCGAUUCAUGGACGACAAGAAAGAAAGUUUCCUAUCUACAGUGGAAAUAAAGAUAGCGAGAUUGCAAAGAAGGAUAUCCAGACAAAAACAAGUAGGCCAAGGGUGAGGAAGAUUUGUGAGCAUGUUUGAUGUAGAACGUUUGUUAACGAUGUUUUUACUUUAAUUUUCUGAAAUAUUGAAAUUUCCAUAAGACUCGUUUGAUGCAUUACUUUCAUAAAUA
Molecule: messenger RNA, 2248 nt
Organism: Magnolia sinica
Lineage: Eukaryota; Viridiplantae; Streptophyta; Magnoliopsida; Magnoliales; Magnoliaceae
Product: receptor-like protein EIX1
Exons: 2
Coding region: 326-2134 (602 amino acids)
Molecular function (GO): protein binding
Source: RefSeq, a predicted model, not a curated record